GGACGAAACGAAGGAGACUGUCGUAAAGUGGGAUGUUUUGGAGUGGGGAGGUCAUUAGAAAGUGAGGUUGUUCGGUACGUUUUGGGGCGAACAGACCGCCACUUCUAGUACAGGUGUCAGAUAUUCUGAUACCAGAGUGGCUUUACUCAAAUCCAGCGUAGUUUACAGUGGUCAUCACGUUCAAAAUGUUGCGUUUAGCGCUGCGAGUGCGCCCAUCUGCCAGGUUUACCCGGCCCAGUGUUCUCUCAGGCCCUGCUGCUGCUGCUGGUAGUCCACGAUCAGGACCGGUAUCAUGCCAUCAUCUCAAACGAUACCACUCCAACGGCCCGGCCAGGAUCCGGAGCUUGUGUCAUGGUCGGCGAGUGUACAACAGCAUCCUCAGUAACAGAUCAUGGGUCUUGCGAAGCCAAAUGGCUAGUUUCAGUCAAAGCAUGCGAGUGUACAGUCUGCCUCCACAUCAGAAGGUGGAACUACCAGCUUUGUCCCCCACUAUGCAGAUGGGCACUAUUGCACGCUGGGAAAAGAAGGAAGGUGACAAAAUCAAUGAGGGAGAUUUGAUUGCUGAGGUUGAAACAGACAAGGCUACGGUUGGAUUUGAAAUGCUGGAGGAGUGCUACCUUGCCAAGAUCUUGGUCCCUCAGGGUACAAGAGAUGUGCCCAUUGGAGCUGUCAUUUGUAUUACAGUUGACAAUCCUGACCUCAUCCCUGCAUUUAAGGACUUAACAUUGGAUAAAAUCGCCAGCUCUGCCCCUGCUGCUGCAGCUGCCCAUCCCCCUCCAGCAGCACCUGCUGCUGCUCCUGCACCACCACAAGUUCCUGGAAGCUCCUACCCACCUCACAUGAAGGUUCUUCUCCCAGCUCUCUCCCCCACCAUGACUAUGGGCACCGUGCAGCGCUGGGAGAAGAAGGUGGGUGAGAAGCUGAGUGAGGGAGACCUGCUGGCUGAAAUUGAGACGGAUAAGGCAACAAUCGGUUUUGAGGUACAGGAAGAGGGUUACCUGGCCAAGAUAUUGAUUGCUGAGGGCACCAGGGAUGUUCCCCUCGGCACUCCUCUCUGCAUCAUUGUGGAAAAGGAAUCCGACAUUAGCACGUUUGCUGACUAUGUAGAGACAGGGGUUGCUGCAAGCCCGCCUCCUGCUCCCACACCGGUGGCUGCCCCACCGCCAGCACCAGCUCCAGCAGCUCCCACUGUUCCAGCCGCCCCUGCAGCUCCUAGGAAGGGUAGGGUGUUUGCCAGUCCUCUAGCCAAGAAACUGGCUGCUGAGAAGGGAAUUGACAUCACCCAAGUCACAGGAACUGGACCAGAUGGCAGAGUCACCAGGAAAGAUAUCGACAGUUUCGUUCCACUUAAGCCCACUCCUGCACCAGCUGCUGCUCCUACCCCUGCUGCACCCACACCCAGUCCUCCAGCCGUCCCUGCUUUUGCUGCUGUACCUACAGGAACCUUCACUGACAUCCCCAUCAGCAACAUCCGCAGAGUGAUCGCCCAGAGGUUGAUGCAAUCGAAACAAACUAUUCCUCACUAUUAUUUGUCUAUCGAUGUCAACAUGGACCAAGUCCUUGAACUCAGGAAAGAACUCAAUGCUGAGGUGAAAGCUGAUAACAUCAAACUCUCGGUCAAUGACUUCAUCAUCAAGGCCUCAUCUCUGGCCUGUUUAAAGGUGCCAGAGGCCAACUCCUCCUGGAUGGAUACAGUCAUCAGACAAAAUCAUGUGGUGGAUGUUAAUGUGGCAGUCAGUACGCCUAUAGGUCUAAUCACUCCCAUUGUAUUUAAUGCUCAUAUUAAGGGACUUGCGACUAUCAGCAAAGACGUAGCCAUAUUAGCUGCUAAAGCACGAGAGGGUAAACUACAACCACAUGAAUUCCAGGGUGGCACCUUCACUAUUUCCAAUCUGGGCAUGUAUGGCAUCAAGCAUUUUUCAGCUAUCAUUAACCCUCCUCAAGCCUGCAUUCUGGCUGUGGGUGGCUCAGAAAAGAGACUGCUGCCUGCAGACAAUGAAAAAGGGUUUGACGUGGCUAGCAUGAUGUCGGUGACCCUGAGCUGUGAUCACCGGGUGGUAGAUGGUGCUGUCGGUGCACAGUGGCUGGCCGAGUUCCGCAAGUUCCUGGAGAAACCGUUCACCAUGCUCCUGUGAGCAGGCAGUUUAAAGGGCCCUGUCCCCCCCAAAAAAACUGGACUUUAAGAUUUGCUCUCCCUGGGAAUUAUAACAGGUUGUUCUCUCCUCUUUUUUUAAUUUUCUUUCUCUCUCACAUACUCCCUUUCAUAUACUGUAUUUUUACAACAUUGCUUCCUAAAGCCUGAAGUAACCUCUCAACCCAAAGUCAUAAGUCAUUGUUAAGGUAAUUUUCUGGAGUUUCAGAAGAUAAUGCUGGACAAGGGUUUUCAUUUUCCUUCAGGAUAUUGUUACAAGCACCGUAAGUCUGUGUUUGCCAUUGGAUCAAAGAAUGUCUGUCUCAUGGGUCUGUACCUGCAAGCUUUGACUUGUUUCCAUGUAUCAAUGACACAUUUAUUGGCACAAUAUGAGUAUCCUUUCUAUAUAAGAAAAACCGUGAUGAGAUCUGGAGAUGUGUGUGCCAUUGCCAAAUAUUGUCUGACUGCAAUUGGAAUUUUUUUAUGACGCAUUAUUCAGUGCAUAGGUUUAUUUUCUGUAUUAUUGCAUAAUAUACAUACAUUUGGACUGAUUGGAUAUUUAACUCACUCCCCGAGUUAAAUAUCUGGCAUAUUCAUGAUGGUUUCUUUGCCAAGACUGUGUGAUGGUCUUGGUAUCUGAGCAGGGUUUUGAUAUAGGCAAUUUUAUUUAUUAUAUCUCUCACUCCAGACAAAGCACGUUAGUGCCUUUGCUCCUGUUUAUAGCACCUUGGUAUUUCUUUUUAAAUGGUGGUUAUAUUUUCAAGUCAUUCUUUAAUGAAUAACGCACAAUUCAUGGGGUGAACUGCAGUUAUAAAUAAACCUAUGGAGAAACAAAAGAAAGGUUCCCAGAUGGAAUAAAA
Messenger RNA from Sinocyclocheilus rhinocerous, 2991 nucleotides. RefSeq names its product dihydrolipoyllysine-residue acetyltransferase component of pyruvate dehydrogenase complex, mitochondrial-like. Gene Ontology annotation, molecular function: dihydrolipoyllysine-residue acetyltransferase activity. The record is from RefSeq and is a predicted model, not a curated record. The transcript is spliced from 14 exons. Gene Ontology annotation, biological process: pyruvate decarboxylation to acetyl-CoA. NCBI's taxonomy places the organism in Eukaryota, Metazoa, Chordata, Actinopteri, Cypriniformes, Cyprinidae. The coding region runs from base 186 to 2135 and encodes 649 amino acids. Gene Ontology annotation, cellular component: pyruvate dehydrogenase complex.